AAGCCUCAAAACCUAAUUAUACCCACUAUGUUAGCUUUGUCUCCUGUUUUCUCAACCUAUGGAUGGCCAUUGGAGGACCCAAUAGGCCACGAACAAAUCUACUUCUCUAGAGAAGCUGAGAAGACGAUUGAUACUAUUGCUAAUAGUAACUUCUUUCAAUCUCAGCCUCCAGAAAUAUUGGAGCUUGAUCACUUUGCAUCUUUUACAGAUUAUAGUGGUGAUCCCAACAUGGUUAAGAAACUUAACCAUAAUGCAAGCGAACGUCAUCGUCGCAAGAAGAUGAACUGCCUCUAUUCUUCCCUCCGAUUGCUACUUCCGGCAGCCAAUGAAACGAAGAAACUCAGCAGAGCUGCCACAGUUUCUUGGGUGCUAAAGUACAUUCCAGAACUACAACAGCAAGUGGAGAGGCUGGUUCAAAGGAAAGAGGAGCUAUUCUCCAAGCUAUCUAAGCAAGAUCAAACUCAGCAAAUGAAGCCUAAAAAAGGCAUCUCUAGCAGCUUUCUAUCAGCAGUAUCAGCUACUCAGAUCAGUGACUCAGAAGUUGUGAUUCAGAUUUCUACUUACGGCGUCCGUACAAGUCCAUUAUCAGAAAUCUUGCUUUAUUUGGAGGAGGAAGGUCUUUCUUUAAUCAAUUCUUCUUCCUUUGAGUCCUUUGGAGGCAGGGUCUUCUUUAAUUUACAUCUUCAGGCAAAAGGAGGCUAUAAAUUGGAGCAAGAGGUUUUAAGUGAGAAGCUUGUGUCUUUAUACAAGGAAGGGAAAGGAUUUCCAUAAAAUUCGUGUAUGAUAUUUGAUAAUUUAACUGUAAAAGUAAACGUACAAAAUUUUACUUUUUUGGCAUAAUGGCAUAUCGAGUAUUAAACUUAA
This is a messenger RNA of Hevea brasiliensis (rubber tree), 864 nucleotides long. RefSeq names its product transcription factor ORG2. Gene Ontology annotation, cellular component: RNA polymerase II transcription regulator complex. Gene Ontology annotation, biological process: regulation of transcription by RNA polymerase II. Bases 28 to 771 code for a protein of 247 amino acids. NCBI's taxonomy places the organism in Eukaryota, Viridiplantae, Streptophyta, Magnoliopsida, Malpighiales, Euphorbiaceae. The transcript is spliced from 3 exons. The record is from RefSeq and is a predicted model, not a curated record. Gene Ontology annotation, molecular function: protein dimerization activity; DNA-binding transcription factor activity, RNA polymerase II-specific; RNA polymerase II transcription regulatory region sequence-specific DNA binding.